GUGCAUGCGCAGGGCGGGGAGACCUUGGGAGAGCGGUGGACGCGCCGGGCCGAGGUGAAAGCAUCCGCGGAGGGGAGACUUGGCGGCCAGAAUGCAGAGCUGGAGUCGCGUGUACUGUGCCUUGGCCAAGAGAGGCCAGUUCAGUCGAGUAUCUCAUGGACUCCAGGGAGUUUCUGUGGUGCCCCUGAGGAACUACGCAGAUCAAUCUAUUGAUGCUGAUGUGACGGUGAUAGGCUCUGGCCCUGGAGGAUAUGUAGCUGCUAUUAAAGCUGCCCAGUUAGGCUUUAAGACAGUGUGUGUUGAGAAAAAUGAAACGCUUGGCGGGACAUGCUUGAAUGUGGGCUGUAUUCCUUCUAAGGCUUUAUUGAAUAACUCUCAUUAUUACCAUAUGGCCCAUGGAAAAGAUUUUGCAUCUAGGGGAAUUGAAAUGUCUGAAGUUCGCUUGAAUUUAGAGAAGAUGAUGGAACAGAAAAGUACUGCAGUAAAAGCUUUAACAGGUGGAAUUGCCCAUUUAUUCAAACAGAAUAAGGUUGUUCAUGUCAAUGGAUUUGGAAAGAUUACUGGCAAAAAUCAGGUGACUGCUACAAAAGCAGAUGGCAGCACGCAGGUCAUUGACACCAAGAACAUCCUCAUCGCGACAGGCUCGGAAGUUACUCCGUUUCCAGGAAUCACGAUUGAUGAAGAUACAAUAGUGUCAUCUACGGGUGCUUUAUCUUUAAAAAAAGUUCCAGAAAAGAUGGUUGUUAUUGGAGCGGGCGUGAUAGGAGUAGAAUUGGGUUCAGUGUGGCAAAGACUUGGUGCAGACGUGACCGCAGUUGAAUUUUUGGGUCAUGUAGGUGGAGUUGGAAUUGAUAUGGAGAUUUCUAAAAGUUUUCAGCGCAUCCUUCAAAAACAAGGAUUUAAGUUUAAAUUGAAUACAAAAGUUACUGGUGCUACCAAGAAACCAGAUGGAAAAAUUGAUGUUUCUAUUGAAGCCGCUUCUGGUGGUAAGGCUGAAGUUAUCACAUGUGAUGUGCUCCUGGUUUGCAUUGGCCGACGGCCCUAUACUCAGAACUUGGGACUCGAGGCGCUUGGAAUUGAACUAGAUCCCAGAGGUAGAAUCCCAGUCAAUACCAGAUUCCAAACUAAAAUUCCAAAUAUCUAUGCUAUUGGUGAUGUGGUUGCGGGUCCGAUGCUGGCUCACAAAGCAGAGGACGAGGGCAUCAUCUGCGUGGAAGGCAUGGCCGGCGGAGCUGUGCACAUUGAUUACAAUUGUGUGCCAUCUGUGAUUUACACCCACCCUGAGGUGGCUUGGGUCGGAAAAUCGGAAGAACAAUUGAAGGAGGAGGGUAUUGAGUACAAAGUUGGCAAGUUCCCAUUUGCUGCUAACAGCAGAGCUAAGACGAAUGCCGACACGGAUGGCAUGGUGAAGAUUCUUGGGCAGAAGUCCACAGACAGAGUACUGGGAGCACACAUUCUAGGCCCAGGUGCUGGAGAAAUGGUCAACGAAGCUGCCCUCGCUUUGGAAUACGGGGCGUCCUGUGAAGAUAUAGCGAGAGUCUGCCAUGCACAUCCGACUUUGUCAGAAGCUUUUAGAGAAGCAAACCUGGCUGCAUCAUUUGGCAAACCAAUCAACUUUUAAAUUAGAAGAUUAUGUAUAUUUUUUUCUGGAAUUUCCUGGGAACUUUUACCGAGGUCACAUUGCUGAACAGAGUAUGCUCCCCAGCAUAUCCAGGACUGAGUUAUGAGGUUUGGAAGGUAUUUAAUAGAUUUGGACAGAAUGGAAUAAUCUACCUAUAUUUUAAAUAAAUUUCAUAUUUUGUUUCAGUGUACUAAAAUGCAGGACAAAAAGCCACUAUUAGUAGCAUCUUGGAAAAUGACCCUCAGCCUUUAUUUUCAUGAAAGGCUUUGUCUUGCUGCACUUAGGUUAAAAGCUUUUCUUUCUGACACAGUGAAGUUACGUUUGCUUCUACACGGAUGGCGCUAGAGUGUAUGUGGACAGUUGUGUUGAUGCAAGGUGAUCAUGUUAUUUUAAAUUUGGUUUUCAUACUGGAAGCAGGUUAGUCAUUAGAAUAAGAUUCAAAUAUGUAUAAACUGAACUGAUGUAAAUAAAAACAGACUGUCUCUCA
This is a messenger RNA of Ochotona curzoniae (black-lipped pika), 2108 nucleotides long. RefSeq names its product dihydrolipoamide dehydrogenase (gene DLD). Gene Ontology annotation, molecular function: dihydrolipoyl dehydrogenase (NADH) activity; flavin adenine dinucleotide binding. The transcript is spliced from 14 exons. Gene Ontology annotation, cellular component: mitochondrion; oxoglutarate dehydrogenase complex. Lineage: Eukaryota; Metazoa; Chordata; Mammalia; Lagomorpha; Ochotonidae. The record is from RefSeq and is a predicted model, not a curated record. Bases 92 to 1621 code for a protein of 509 amino acids.